Messenger RNA from Lobosporangium transversale, 2862 nucleotides. RefSeq lists its product as hypothetical. The transcript has 4 exons. Lineage: Eukaryota; Fungi; Mortierellomycota; Mortierellomycetes; Mortierellales; Mortierellaceae. The record is from RefSeq and is a predicted model, not a curated record. The coding region runs from base 323 to 2749 and encodes 808 amino acids.
UUUUUUUUUUUUUCGAAUACUUUCCCCAUGGCAUGUGUUCAUGUAUUGCCACUUUUUUUUACUCGUUUUUUUUUUUUUUUUUUUUUUUUUUUUUCAUUACACUCUCUUUCACAUCACAAUUUAGUUACCUAUACACAUCUACGCAUCUUCACAUUUUCCACAUCUACACAUCUACGCUUCUAAACAUCUAUACCCCUCCCAUCACAUCCACAUCCACAUCAACUACAUUUCUCUUUAUCCAUUUUCAUUACCCUAUUUUUUUUUUGUUUCACAAUCUACUUGUCUUACCAGUGUAUACUCUGCAUCAUCAUCCAGCAACCCAAUGUGGCAGGACCAAGAGGACUUUAACCCCUCCUCCAACGGCAACCCCUCCUUAUCCACACUUGCAUCCGUAUCCUGUUUCCCCAUAGCACAGUCCGAACCCUCCUCUCCACAACCGGCCACCCUUCCUUCUGCUAAUAUCCCCAUCACGUUCCCAGCUCGUCCUUCUUAUACGAUCGGUACGCGCAGUCACUCCUACACUACUCACCAUCUCAGGUCUCUCACUAUCCCAACUCGUGUCGCCCCCGCACCGUCUUCCACCCCUUCGAUGCACGGGACAGAUGAAGUCGCCUCGUCGGUGGAGCCCAUCACUCCUACCUCACCAGCAUCUAACCCGACCUCAAAACGAUUGACUCAUCGUCGUACUACCAGUCUCCAGCGUGAUUUAUCAGCAUCCUCUCUUCCAGAAGAUGUAGCUGAAGAAUCUCCAUCUUUCGCAGGUACUGCAGGACCUGGCUCAUUAGGACGAAAUUCUUCUCUUUCCCUCAGUUUGAGCCGUCAUUCGUCUCUAUCAAGGAAGCACCCUAAACAACAACAACAACAACAACAACAGCAACAACAGCAACAACAACAAGACCGUGACUCUACUGUACCUCCAUCACCAUCUUCAACCCAUCGUCCUGGGAAGCAUGUCAUGCUAACGCGUCGAAGCGCUUCUCAAGAUUUUCAGAACCGAUUCCAGCAGCAACAGCAUCAAGAAGAUCAGGGAGAGGAUUUUUCAGAAACGGGCGAGGACCAAACACCUGGAACACCUACAUCGAUUUCCUCAUUCGGUUCAGGUACUACGGGUCUCAACGGGAGUGAACGGGAGCGGGAAAAAGGCCGAUCAGCUCGUUUGAGUCGGAGUUCGAUUGCGCUUAUUGAGAAUAGAAAUAUUCAGGCACUCAGCAGUAACCUUGCAAUGGUCAGUUCACCCACUGAAAGUGAAUUUCCACAGCAGACUAGCGAAAGUUUACUCUCAGUGAUUGCCCAAAAGGAAGCUAGAAUCGCACAGCUACGUGAGGAUUUGGAAACAAAUAUGACUGAACUGACUCAGCUCAAGGAACGCUGGUCCCAGAUGAUGAUUGAGGAGCGUAAUCGUCAGCAGGCCGAAGCGACAGCAUCGAUCCAGGGACGGGAAAAGCAUCAGAAUGGCCAUAGUACCUCCCAGUCUGUCUCACAUCGGUUGUCAUCCACAGGUGCAGGCAUUUGGGGCACGGUUGUUGGAAGUGUUAGUAGUAUCAGCGGCGUCAGCGGUGGUAUUAGCCUCCAUAACAUCAAUGUAAUCCACCAACAACAACAGCAUCAUCAUCAUCUACCUUCUCCCUCCACAAACAGUCCUGGGGGAUUGAUGAGUGGCCGGAGCAGUACUAGUAGCAAUCCAGGAAAAAGCGAGAGCCAAAACGCUACAGGUUCAAGUCGACCUGCCAGCCCCUUGCCAACAUAUCUCAACAACUGUUCCUCUCUCAAUGGUCUCAAUAGCCCAAUAUGCUCCUCUUCCCAGUCCAAUGGAGGAGAUGGUCCAACGUCGUUUGAGGCUAGUCACUCGAGUCAGAGCAGUAUCAGUAGUUCUGGGCAUCCAGAUUCGAAUCAGAUGCAGCUCCACAAGGGACAACGGGAUAUGAGAAGACCAAGGAGAGAAUCUAGUGGGCUAUUUAUUCCACCAGAAGCAGAGGAGGUGAUAGUUAACACUGGCCGAGCUCUUUUCAAGGGCUUUGGCUCUUUGAUCGGAGGUAUUCGUACAGUGGUCUCAGAUGUUGCGGAGUCUGACAGAUUUCAGACUUCUAGACAACGAACACUGGACAUGGUGUCAGGGUUAGCACAAACGGCUGCAGACGCACUUCCCUUGCCAAGCCAUGAUGAUAUUUAUUAUCAUCACCAACGUCUGCAUCUUCUUGAUGAGGAAAACGAGGGGGGUUUGACUGCAGAGCAGCAAGAACAGCGUCGAUUGCAGCAGCUAGAACAGCAGCAGGCCAAGGAACAGAGACGACGAGAACGCUUGGCGGAAAAGGAAAAGAAGAAGAUGGAAAAGAGCCAGCAGGGUGAAUCUACAUCGGACACUGCAGGAGUAACACGUUCUCCUAGUUUGAUACAACGAACUAGGCGUCAAGAUAAUAAUGUCCAAAAGGACGAAUUGAUAGACGACCGAAAAGGAUCUGGAGGCAGUAACAGUAGAUCAGUCAGUCAACUGUUGAUUUCAGAAGAACUGAAAGUUAAACAGAGCAUUCGUGAUCAGAACGACGAGGUAGAAGAGUCCCAAUGGGAUGUUGAGGAUAAAGAGCUGCUUGAGAGUCUAGAGGCAAACAUACGCGGUCAAGAGCAGGGUCAGAAGAAGGUCGUACAGAUGACCGAGACAGGCCCUGUUAUGAGAUCUCUAUUAGAUACCCCCGUAAAGAUGACCAAGGAGUCUGUUACUUCAAUUGCAUUGUCAUCGAAAAAGAACGACUAAAUUUGCUCUUUAAAACACAAUAAAGUCCAUCAUUCGUUUUCGCGUCAUGAUCCAUAAGCUUUUUUCGCUUUAAAUGUCAACAGGGGAGAGGCAAACAAGUCCCCGAUGCACAC